AUGAAAAAUUUAAAUACAACAACAACUAUACCAGUUUUAAAGUCACAAACAAAUACUGUUAAUAAACAACUAACAAAGAAUAGUGAGAGUUUGAAUGUUUUUAACACUAAACAAACAACAAUAAAUAAUGAUGGUACACUGAAGUGUACUAUACCAAAGAAAAAGAUAAGUACAUUGAAAUCACCAGUACUACCAGGUAUGCUUAGAUAUGUAAGUAUUAAUAAAAGAAAUUUAAGUCCCCAAAAUAAUGGAACGUCUGUCAAGAAACAGAAGAUUGUUGAUUAUCCCUUGAUAGGCAAUCGUUUCGCACUCUUGAGGGAGGAUAAUAAUAAGAGUAUAAAAGAUGGUGCUUACGAAAAGCAAUCAUUAAAGCCACCACCAAUAUAUCUGCGUGACCCCAGCUCGAAUAAUUGUUUCAAAACAUUUGUUGAACACUUUGGAAAAAAUAAUUUCCAUAUUGUUCCUAUAAGAAAAGGCGAUGUGCAAGAGACGAAAAUAGUCGUAUACACUGAGGAUUUUUAUAGAAAAAUCUCUCAAUACCUAAAUGAUAAUAAAAAGAAUUUUUAUACCUAUCAACUGAUAAGUAGUAAAGGGUUGACAGUUGUCAUUAAUAACCAUUGA
Messenger RNA from Calliphora vicina (urban bluebottle blowfly), 621 nucleotides. RefSeq lists its product as uncharacterized. The record is from RefSeq and is a predicted model, not a curated record. The coding region runs from base 1 to 621 and encodes 206 amino acids. Lineage: Eukaryota; Metazoa; Arthropoda; Insecta; Diptera; Calliphoridae. The transcript has a single exon.